This is a messenger RNA of Porites lobata, 5647 nucleotides long. The record is from the annotation of a GenBank genome assembly. Lineage: Eukaryota; Metazoa; Cnidaria; Anthozoa; Scleractinia; Poritidae.
AUGACAGACGAGGAAAGGUUUAAGGUCGGUAUAACUGUGAAUAUUUUCCCUCCCAGAGGUGAUCAAAGUCAAAAUUCGACAAAACUUCCCAAAUUAAUUUUGUUAAAUGAUGAAAACCAUGCAGAUAGCAGCAAAUGAGAAUACUGAAGAGGUUUCAUUUGAAUAGUAACACCAUAGGAUUUUGUCUACAGAUUCAAAUCAUCAGCAGUAUCAUACAUCAUCGCCUUUUUUAUCCUCAGAUUUACAGUGUAGCUCUUAAAGCUAAUAUCUCCAAGAUAGAAGAAAUAAAUAUUUAAUUAAAGUAAUCAUUAGCCUAAAAUAAAUAAUGAAAUAAAAUAAAAUAAAUGAAAGGAAGUUAGAAGUUAGAACUACAUACUAAAUAAAUAGUACCAUGCGAAAUUACUGCUGAAGAGGUUUCAUUUGAAUGGUAACACCAUAGGAUUUCAUCCACAGACUCAAAAGUUAGAACCGCCUCCGUCUCCAUUACUUAAUCUGGGAAUUAAGGUGAAAGAAAUGUUCUGGAAAUGGAGGUUAAAUAACACUGAGACGUUUCGUUUUAACGUAAAGUGGAUUGUGUCUAUGACAAUCGGCAUGUUCUAACAUCCACAAGACCGGAACACAAAAUUUGAGGGCGGGGGGUAAACAAGUUGCAUCAUGGUCUUUGUGAAAAUGGUGAAUAGGUAAAAACACAAAUAGAAACCCUAACCCUAAUCUGUACCGUACUUGUUUCUCAAGGAUUGUGAGCGAUUUAUAGUCAAGUGUAAACGCUCCAGCUGUGGUCAAGAGACGACCCUUGAACUCCUCUUUAAAGGCGCCGUAAGUACACUUUUAACAGUUAAUGUUCAUUUACAGUUUAACAUCAAAUGAUAUUAUUUCCUUCAGUCAUAGAGCUUAUAUUUUACACUAUUCAGGGGUAUAAGGUUAAGCACAUUCAAUGCAUGAGUUAUAGCUGAACAGGGAUCUGUAAAUUAAAGUCAAAUCCGCAAUUUUCCAUUUUCGAAAACAAGCAAUGUCGAUCCCAAGCCUUUAGCAGAGGUAGGUGUAGUUUAUGUUCUGGAUUAAGGAUUACCAACAGGAAAAAGGUAUAUAACAGUUCAAAAACAGAUUUAACAAGCUUUUAAAACAUUUAUAAUUGUUGUUUUUAUUGAAGCAACCAAACGAAGCACAUUACAAGGUUGUAUAGUUGAGAAACCACAAGUGCACAACAUUUGUGGAGAUACGCUCGUGGUUACAGAAAGUUUAAACUUUUUAUAAUUCGUUUAGUAAGAUAAGGACCUAAAAUUGAACGUAUAAAGUUUUAGGUCUUAAAUUAAUACUUCGCACCAAUUUUUUUGUAGUCGAACGCACUGGCAGUCAACGAUACAUGUCCCGGAUGUAACAAUCAGUACAGCGCGGGCGCAGUUUCCAACCAGUUGAACAUUGCCAUGCGCAGACACAUCAAGGAAUACUACAUGGUAACUGAAGCAAUUUUGUGAAGUGCUCACUUUUUGCAACUGCAGUUGUAUACAGUGGAACCUCGAUUUAAUUAAAUAAGUGCCAAGGGACAGGGGAAAGUUGUUCGUUAUAUCGAGGGUUCGUUAUAUCGAAAAUCUUGAUAUCACCUCGACACAAGUUUUAUCCUUUCGCAUUUAUCUUUAGUUAUCUUUCGGUCACAUGCUGACAUUUGUUCGUUAUAUCGAGGUAUACUAUACGUUUGCGUUUCUAGAUUGUGUUCGUUAUAACGACGAUUUCGUUAAAUCGAGUUUCUGUUCCAUACAUUUUACUGUAAUUUUGGCCGGGCUGAUGGAAAUCGUUCUUUAUACCGAGGACUUCAUUAUAUAGAGGUUCGUUAAAUCGAAGUUCCACUGUAAUAAAAAUAACAAAGUAACUCGUACGGCUUUUUGUGGGCUUUACACCAAGGAUCAAGGAUAAGCACUUAGUCAGUUAGUGCACGGCCUUCUGUGAUGGAGGGUCCGAGUUUGAUUCCCAGAUGUGACCCCAAAUCCUUCUUUCAACUUCUUUCCUUUCCGUGUAGCUUUAGGUGGCUUUAAAAAGCGUUUAAACGGGGCACUGAUGGAGAGCAGGGCCCAGUUGUUCGAAGGCCGAUUAGCGCUAACCCAGAGUCCAAUUUUAACCUGGGUUUCUUUUUCUUUUGUUCAAAAGCAUUUUCCCGGGGAAUUUUCUCUCUCUUUUUUAGAGCAUCCAAUCAUCAAUCGCAGGCAAAAAGAAUACAACUGAAUUUGCUUCUUAAGCUUUCAUAUAUGAAAUCAAAUUUCGCACUAACCCUGGGUUAACUUAACCCUGCUUUGAACAACCCGGCCCAGGAAGUAAAAAUGAGCUAACGACGUAAGCUACGGAGGACUUUUAUACCUCUACCUAUUUAUAUGCACUUCUUGCUUAAAUGGAUAAUACAUCCUCAAAUGCGACCUUUGUUGGAGUAGCAAGAAUGCGACCAUCAACAAGUGUCGUACGAGAGGGUUUUGAUAAUGAUGCCAAUCUUAAGGAUAUUUUCCUCAGUUUGUAGAAGACCUUUUUAGCCGUAUGUUUUGUCUUCUCAAUUUAGACCCUUGACCUUAAAUUGUACAAGAAUUGUUUCUUAACCUUGCCUAAACAAGUUUGUGCACUCUAAAUCAGAAAGAUCUGUUUUAGCCCUAAAAACAGUGCCUUUUCGGUGACUAAAAUACAGUCCUAUUUUUGGGUCUAAUUUGGCUCCCUUAAAUCAGGGCCAAUACAGUCCAAUUAGCUAGGGCUGAUUUGGUCCCAGGGCUGAAAUGGGCCCUACCGUGGGCUGGAAUAGCCUUUUGAUAGAUCUUUUUUGGCCUAAAUUGUGCUCAAAUGGCUCCAGGAAGGGCUGAACCAGACUUUGGCCUGCAGGGCUGAAUUGACACUUUGGGGUUUAAACAGAUCUUUUUAAUUUACAGUGUGCGUUCUCUUAAGUAACAAUACGAAGAUGGCUGUGAACAGUCUCUUUGCAUAAAAAUUCCCUUGUUAUUAUGUUGUUGAUUUUUAUUCAGCUUUGAAGACAUAGGAAUCAAAACUAACCCACAUUAUAACUAAUCGCACAGAGUUGGCAGAAAUGCGAGGACCCGUCCUGUGGUUACAGCACACGUCAAGUACCCCUGACACGUCAACGAGGCGCCCCUAUGUGCCCACAAUGCUUCAGGGCCCACUUGCAUCCAGUGGUGAGUAUAAAACUAAAACAAAGACAACCAUGACCGUGCAAAAUUUUUCUUUGACUCUGUUGGUAUUAUCAGCUAAAACUAUGUUCAAACGGACGGGGUCAACAAUGUUUGGAGUUGUUGCGUCUGUGUUGGCAGUGGAGUGCGCACGGAUGCAACAACUCCCAACAAUUUUAGGACCUGCAGUGCAUCGUGGGAAGGAUACAACCCAUAAGACUUUGAAGACCAUGUGUAAUCUGCGUGCGUGGCUCCAGCAAUUAAUGUUGAAAGAGGUUUGCAAACGGAUUCAACAUUGUUGCGCUACGCUUCGGCGAUCACAAAGCAAAAGAAAUCUUGGGAGUUGUUGGCUCAAAAUUUUGUUGGCCAACAAGUUUGCGUCCGUUUGAACGCGGAGCCAUGGAUGGCGGAGUGGUGAGAGCACUCGCCUCCCACCAAUGUGGCCCAGGUUCAAAUCCCGGCGUCGAUGCCAUAAUAUGAGUUGAGUUUCCUCCGAGAGGUUUUUCUCGGGGUACUCCCGCUUUUCCUCUCUCCUCAAAAACCAACAUCUCCAAAUACCAAUUCCACAGGAAUCAGGUAGACGAAGAACCGCUUUGUGGAUGUGCUAUCUCCAAAUCAUUAUUUAUUUAUUUUAUUUUAACAAUUAUUUAUUAAUCAUGACUAUAAUAAAAUUCUCAAAUCUGAUUGGCUGUCAACUGCACUGAUUUCAGCCUUAAUAGGACAGUACGCGUCAUGCGUAAGUAAUUAGGCUGAUUUAGCAACAGAACGGGAAGGUCGGUUGACAGUGGUGAGCGCAAAUCAAACAACUGGCUUGACCAAAGGCUGAGCGGUAAAUUGGGCACCAGAAGUCGAGUUGAGUCUUUUUCGCGCGAUUUUCCGUAGUCAAGUGACGUUUCCGUUCUGUUGCUAAAUCAGCCUAUUGGACAGUACGCGCCAUCACGCGCGCGAUUAAAUAGCUGGUUUUCACUGCUAGAGAAAAAGAUCGUGGAAUUUCUUGUGUUUUGAUUAAACGAAAGAGCCUUAUAUAUCACAAAUUUUGUCAAAAUUAUGAUAAAUUGGUAACAGAACUUCGUGUUGUCCAAUUCGGUCUGUAAUCAUACUCGUGAUUAAACAAAUCGUACUCCCGCUACGCGGUCAUCCGAUUUUGUUAAUCGUAUGAUUACAGACCGAAUUGGACUCCACUCUGUCCUGUUUCCAUUACUUAUUUAUUUAUUUAAGUAUUUAUUUAUUUAAUAUUUCGUGGCCUAACUCCUUUAGUGGUUGCCAAAUUGUUUUGUUUUCAGUUCUCCGACACAGCGUUGUACACUCAACUAUUGUACUUCUCCCGCUUGUUUGACUUCGAUCACGCGGUGAAAAAUUCAAAAACAGGUCAGUAUUUUGAGUAAGUGCCGAGUGUGAGUGAAAACGUUAUUUACCCACGGUAGUUUCAUCAAAUAACUUUACGAUAAACUAUCUGUUCUUCUCGAAAGCCGUGCUUAAGAAAUUCAAUUACAUAAAAAUAUGUUUAUAUCUAAAACUAAAGCGGCUAAGAAGAGAUCGCGCACUCUAUAAACUAAGAAAGGAGAGAAUUUAUAGUGGUUGACUGAGAUAGUAUGUACGACUUAAUCUUCGCCUUGAAUUUUGCAGAAAAGUCUCUUUCUUUGAACAAGAAGGGAGGGAACCCCAAAGCUCAACAGCCGCAAAAGCAAAACUAUUCUUAAAAUAGUUUGUUCUUGCUUUGGGCAGGUGGAAGGACAACUUAACCUUCAACGGUUGACGUAAACCUGAGCGCCCAUUUCUUUCGUCAACACUUACGUUUCUCCUUACGUUCGCUUUUCACCCGUGUGAACGGGAACAACUCAAACGCAAGCACAAAUGCAAGUUGGAAAGUGCUCAACUGUCAUGUUGGGUUACAGAAUGAUCAAGUGCACUUUUGUAUCUCUGUGCCUGUGUUUGCGUUGGACGUGGGAAAUUGUCUGCCUCGUUCCUAGGCGUCUCAAAUGUGUUUGGAAAACGGAACAUGCGACUUCGAGCGAGAGUAUCGCGCAAUGAACCAUGGGAACGUUUAGCGUUGACGCAAAGGACGUUGGAAAGGGUGAACGCCUUUCCCAUGAUACCGUGAUCCAGUGGCUCUCCAAUCCGCUAGAACAAGCGUGGGUAAGAGGCAAGAAACCUGUGCUUCCGCCGGCAAAGCAAAUAUUAAAUGUUUCCAAGGAAGUUGUAGAAAGCACAAUUUUUAUCCACACCAUGGAAUAAAAAAAUCUUUAUUAUCAUUAUUAUUAUUAUUAUUAUUAUUAUUAUUUACUCAUUUAUUUGAUUUGACCUUUAAACAAUCUGUUCAAAUUCUUUUCGUCUGAUCUUUUUUUAGCUGUGGGCGUAACACAGACUACGAAGUCAUUUUACAAAGCUGUGCACUCAGUGAUUACCAAAGUCCUAACUGCUAAUGGUUACUCUGAAGUGAACCUUUCGAAAUUGUUUAGUAGUUUCUUCGUGUAGAAACAGUGAAAAAGUUC